Molecule: messenger RNA, 1407 nt
Organism: Lolium rigidum
Lineage: Eukaryota; Viridiplantae; Streptophyta; Magnoliopsida; Poales; Poaceae
Product: F-box protein AFR-like
Exons: 1
Coding region: 55-1224 (389 amino acids)
Molecular function (GO): protein binding
Source: RefSeq, a predicted model, not a curated record
UCCUACUGCUACUACUAAAAAUCCGGCGAAGUAGCUACGUCCAAGCAAGCAACCAUGAGCUUCUCUUCCAUGAGCAAGCAGCAGGCGCUGUGCGCCGGCGGCGAGGAGGACGCGCGAGGCGAGGACGAGGUGAUGGAGCUCAUCCCGGGCCUGCCGGAGGAGGUGGCGGAGAAGUGCCUCCUCCACCUGCCCUUCCUCUACCACCGCCUCUUCCGCACCGUCUCCUCCAACUGGAACCGCUUCCUCACCGCCGACACGCCGGCCGCCAAGCCGAGCUCGACCCCGCCUCCAACGACGAUGUCGCUGUCCCUGCCGUUCCUCUUCGCGUUCGCGUUCGACCCGGUCUCGCGCCGGCUCCAGUGCCAGGCGCUGGACCCGUUCUCGCGCCGGUGGCUGCUGCUGCCGCCCGUCCCUGUCCCCUGCGGCGGCGGGGGCGUCGCCGCCGGGUCCUUCGCCGUCGUGGCGCUCCCGGCCCGCGGCGAGAUCUACGUGAUCGGGGGUGUCGAGGAGGACGGCGGCGAGAAGCCUGUGCGGAGCGUGGCGGUGUACAGCGCGGCGACCAACGGGUGGGGGUUGGCAACGCCGAUGCGGACCGCGCGCGGGUACAUGUCCGCGGGCGAGGUGGGCGGGCGCGUGGUGGUCGCCGGCGAGGACGGCGACGCGGAGGUGCUGGACCCGGAGUCGGGGACGUGGACCCCCGCCGCGGUCCGCGCCGGGGCGGCAGUCGCGCGGUACGACUCCGCGGCGUGCGGCGGGCGGCUGUACGUGACGGAGGGCUGGGCGUGGCCGUUCGAGCGCGCGCCCCGCGGGGCGGUCUACGAGGCGGCGACGGACUCGUGGGCGGAGAUGGCCCGCGGGAUGCGGGAGGGGUGGACGGGCUCCUGCGCCGUCAGCGGCGGCCGGAUGUAUAUCGUGGCCGAGUACGGCGAGUGGCGGGUGAAGCGGUACGACUGCGCGCGGGACGAGUGGCGGAUGGUGGGCGGCGGCGGGGUGCCGGCCGAGGUGCGCCGGCCGCACGCCGUCGCCGGGGAGGUCGGCGAGGUUGGUGGGGGCAGGCGGAGGAUUUACGUGGUGGGGGCCGGGCUAGACGUCGCCGUCGGGACCGUCUCGGCCGUCCACGGCGCGGAGGAGGAGGAGGAGGAGCGGGUGGAGUGGGAGGUGGUCAAGGGCCCAGCGGAGUUCGUCGGGCUCGCGCCCUGCAACGCGCAGGUCCUGUACGCCUGAGCUCUCGCCGGCGGCGGCACCGAAUCCUGGCCGGCCCCGCACGUCGGUGGCGCGUCGAUCGCCUGCGCACGUGGACCCGGCUGUCAUAACGCCACCCUGCUGCCGCUGCUCACCGCUGACGCAGACUAGCUAGCUAGCUGAGGCGAGCGCACGGGCGCAGAGGGUUGUGCCAGAGAGCAGAUC